AUGCCGCCGGCGCCAGCCGCCGUCGUGCCGGAGCCGCAGAAGCUUUCGCCGUCGCCGACGUCGCAGCAGUGCCUCCGCCGGCCGCGCUCGCCGCUCGCCAACGGCUCGGCCGCCGGCGACUUCGAGCUGCGGCACUGGCGCACGCCCAAGAAGCGCGGCGCGGCGCCGUCGCCGGCCGCGCCGCGGUGGCCGCCGCCGCCCGUGAUCGAGAUACCCAACGGCGCCGGCAGCGACGGCGACGACGACAGCAACAGCAGCGGCGGCGGGGGGCACGGGUACACCAGCCUCCGGGACAUCCUGUCGUCGCCGGAGUACGCCGCGGUGGGCGGCUCGCCCGGGGCCUGCGGCGGCAUCGGCGGCAGCGGGUGCGGCAGCUACGGGGACAUACACAUGAUCCGGCACCCGCUGGUGAAGCACGCGGCGUACGCGUACCUGCAGAUGACGCCGUCCGCGAGGGAGGACCCCGGCCGCCGCGGCCGGCGCUGGCGCAGCCCGCUCUGCCGCCUGCUGCUCGGCUGCCUGAGCUUCAUCGGGGCGCUCUUCCGGCCUUGA
Messenger RNA from Miscanthus lutarioriparius, 552 nucleotides. NCBI's taxonomy places the organism in Eukaryota, Viridiplantae, Streptophyta, Magnoliopsida, Poales, Poaceae. The record is from the annotation of a GenBank genome assembly.